Molecule: messenger RNA, 1563 nt
Organism: Truncatella angustata
Lineage: Eukaryota; Fungi; Ascomycota; Sordariomycetes; Amphisphaeriales; Sporocadaceae
Product: flap endonuclease 1
Exons: 5
Coding region: 196-1374 (392 amino acids)
Cellular component (GO): nucleus; cytoplasm
Molecular function (GO): 5'-flap endonuclease activity; DNA binding; 5'-3' exonuclease activity
Source: RefSeq, a predicted model, not a curated record
GGACAAGAAGCGCGUUGAUUGAAUUUGAGGCUUCUCUUCCUUUAGCGCGUCUCAAUCGUGACAUCACCCAAGUCGCAGCUUGCUCUUCCCAAAAAGUUUCACAACCACGCAACUUUGACAGCCGUCCACUGGAAAUCUCAUUCAACCGCAAGGUACCUAGCCGAUCCAGCGCACCGCUUCGGUGACUAUCAGAAGAUGGGUAUCAAGAACCUCUUCUCCAUCAUCAAGGAUGAAGCCCCCGACGCCAUCAAGGAGGGCGAGAUCAAGAACCAGUUUGGUCGCAAGGUAGCAAUUGAUGCCUCCAUGAGCAUCUACAGCUUCCUCAUCGCCGUCCGAUCCGAUGGUCAACAACUCAUGAACGAGGAGGGACAGACCACAUCACAUCUCAUGGGAAUGUUCUACAGAACACUGCGAAUGGUAGACAAUGGCAUCAAGCCUCUCUACGUCUUUGAUGGCAAGCCGCCCAAGCUCAAGUCCGGCGAGCUCGCCAAGCGCUUCCAGCGAAAGGCCGAAGCCCACGAAGGUCUUGAGGAAGCGAAAGAGACAGGCACGGCCGAGGAGGUCGAGAAGUUCUCCAGACGAACCGUCCGAGUUACGCGCGAACACAACCAAGAGUGCCAGAGAUUGCUGAAGCUCAUGGGCAUCCCCUACAUCGUUGCUCCCACCGAGGCUGAGGCUCAAUGCGCUGUUCUGGCCCAAGCCGGCAAGGUCUAUGGCACAGCAAGCGAGGAUAUGGACACCCUCUGUUUCGCGAGCCCCGUCCUGCUGCGACACAUGACGUACAGUGAGCAGCGCAAGGAGCCUAUCCAGGAGAUUCAUCACGACAAGGUCUUGGAGGGAUUGGGCAUGGAGCGCAAGCAGUUUGUGGAUUUAUGUAUCCUCCUCGGCUGCGAUUACCUCGAUCCUAUUCCCAAGGUCGGCCCCUCAACCGCCCUCAAGCUCAUUCGCGAGCACGGCACCCUUGAAAAGGUUACCGAGUGGAUGAAGAGCAGUGGCAAAUACACCAUCCCCGAUGAUUGGCCAUACGCCGAUGCCCGUGAUUUGUUCUUUGAGCCUGAUGUUCGCAAGGCUGACGACCCGCUCUGCGACUUCAAGUGGGAGAAACCAGAUAUGGACGGGCUCGUUACCUUCCUCGUGACUGAGAAGGGUUUCUCCGAAGACAGAGUCCGAUCAGGUGGCGCACGACUAGAGAAGAACAUGAAGAGCUCACAGCAAGCCCGCCUGGAAGGCUUUUUCAAGGUGAUACCCAAGACAGAUGAAGAGAAGAAGGCUCACAAGCGCAAGCUAGAGGAGCAGAAUGAAGUCCGAAAGAAGAAGGUCAAGGAUGAGAAGAAGGAAAAGGCCAAGCAAAAGGCCAAGCCUCGCGGUGCCUAAUGUUUGGCCCACAGAAGAACACUAGUGAUGAGUCGAGGACAUGCGACACUGGUUGAACAAAGUUUCAGGCGUUCGGAAAAUUGCUUUGCUUCUUUCGCACAGGCGUCCGGCGUGAUAUCGACGGAAGGAUUGCCGCCAAGACGCUCCAGAAGUUGGCAGUCUUAUAUUGAAUUUGAUUAAUCUAGUCCA